CAGAAAGAACCAACAAUCGACACAUUCAUAAUCAUUUUAUGGCAGUUUCUCCACCUCAAAACCUUUCAACCUUCUCAACUCCUUAUCUUCUCCUUCAUACCAACUCUCUCCCCCAUGUGUACUUUCAAUAUCAUCAUCACCAUCUAAUUGUUCUAUAGCAUCAUCCUCUUCUUGUUUGCUUUCCUUGAUCUUCAACAAUGGCAGAUGAAUACUCAGGCAGGAAGAAUUCCAAUACCCAGCUCUUGGAAGAACUUGAGGCGCUCAGCCAAUCACUCUACAUAUCCCACACUUCCACCAACCGAAGACCUGCCUCCCUUGCUCUUCCUAGAAGCUCUGCUCCUUCUAUCCCAUCCGCUGAUGAGAUAAUUCCCACACCUAAAGUAAUCGGGGAGAUCAAACCCAACAACAAACCACGAAGACGUAUGUCCUUGUCUCCAUGGCGUUCCCGGCCAAAGCUUGACGAUGAAAACGAGCACAAGGAUAGACAGCCAGAGAGGAAGAGGUUGGACGAAAGAGCAACUUCGUCAGCAGAGAAGAAGGGAAUCUGGAACUGGAAGCCAGUAAGAGCUCUCUCGCAUAUUGGUAUGCAAAAAUUAAGCUGCUUAUUUUCUGUCGAAGUUGUCGCUGUCCAAGGCCUUCCAGCUUCAAUGAAUGGCCUUCGUCUCUCUGUUAGUGUUAGAAAGAAGGAAACAAAGGACGGAGCGGUCCAUACAAUGCCAUCAAGGGUCUCUCAGGGAGCUGCUGAUUUUGAAGAGACCUUGUUUAUUAGGUGUCAUGUAUAUUGCAGUUCAGGGAAUGGCGCAAAGCACUUGAAAUUUGAGCCCCGUCUAUUUUCGAUAUAUGUGUUUGCUGUUGAUGCUCAGGAGCUUGAUUUCGGGAGAAGCUCUGUGGAUUUGAGUCAACUAAUUCAGGAAUCGGUGGAGAAGAGCUAUGAAGGUACCCGGGUUCGGCAAUGGGACACAAGUUUCAAUCUUUCAGGGAAGGCAAAAGGAGGAGAACUAGUUUUGAAACUGGGAUUCCAGAUUAUGGAGAAAGAUGGGGGGAUUGAAAUCUAUAGACAGGCUGAAGAAUCAAGGUCAGAUAAAUCUACUAAAUUCUCGUCUUCUUUUGGUCGCAAGCAGUCAAAGACAUCCUUUAGUGUACCUAGUCCAAGGAUGUCGAGCCGUAACGAAGCUUGGAGUCCUUCACAGAAAGGAGCAAAUACAGCAGAUCUUCAUGGAAUGGAUGACUUGAAUCUCGAUGAGCCAGAGACAGAGCCAGAGCCAGCGGCAGCAAAGUUGAAAGAACCAGAAAUAAAAAUGGAAGAUCUCGAUCUUCCUGACUUCGAAGUUGUGGAUAAGGGCAUUGAGGUUCAAGAAAAAGAGGAGGAUCCCGAAAAGUCGGUUGAAGAAAGAUCAGUGUCAAGCGAGGUUGUCAAAGAGGUUCUGCAUGAUCAGGUACAUCUCAUAAGAUUAACCGAGCUAGAUUCAAUUGCUCAACAAAUAAAAGCUCUAGAGUCUAUGAUGGGCGAAGAAAAAAUUGUCAAAACAGAGGAAGACUCUGCAUCACAAAGACUCGAUGCAGAUGAAGAAAACGUAACGAGGGAAUUUCUUCAGUUGCUUGAGGAAGAAGAAACAAGUAAAUAUAAAUUCAAUCAACCUGAUGAAAUUUCACCUCUCCAGAUUGAAGGAGCCGAGGAUUCUACAGAAUCCGAGUCCAAAGUGUACCUCCCAGAUCUUGGCAAGGGCUUAGGCUGCGUAGUACAAACAAGGGAUGGGGGCUACUUAGCUGCCAUGAAUCCUCUAGAUACUGAAGUUGAAAGGAAGGACACUCCAAAGCUAGCCAUGCAAAUAUCAAAACCAUUUGUUCUACAAUCACAUCAAUCCACAAGUGGGGUUGAAUUGUUUCAGAAGAUGGCAGCUAUGGGGCUUGAUGAACUUAGCUCUAUAAUCUUGUCUUUGAUGCCCAUGGAUGAACUGAUGGGUAAAACUGCAGAACAAAUAGCUUUUGAAGGCAUUGCUUCAGCAAUAAUCCAAGGGAGAAACAAAGAAGGCGCUAGCUCAAGUGCGGCUCGUACAAUUGCCGCAGUAAAACUCAUGGCAACCGCAAUGAGUACAGGCAGGAAAGAGAGAAUUUCAACAGGAAUUUGGAAUGUGACUGAAGAGCCAUUGACAGCAGAGGAGGUUCUGGCAUUCUCAAUGCAGAAGAUUGAGGCUAUGGCAGUUGAAGCUUUAAAAAUUCAGGCUGAAAUUGCUGAGGAAGAAGCCCCCUUCGAAGUUUCUCCACUCAACAUCAAGAUUGUUGGGGGUGGUGGAAAUGAUCAGAAUCACCCCUUGGCCUCUGCUGUUCCACUUGAGGAUUGGAUAAAAAACCAUAGCUUUAAGGCAGGUGAUCCAGCAGAUAUCACAAUAGCAGUGGUUGUCCAGCUGCGGGAUCCAAUUAGGCGCUUUGAGGCAGUUGGAGGACCUGUGAUAGGACUUGUUCAAGCAACAGCUGCUGACAUCGAAGUAGACAAGUACGAUGAGGAAAAGAGAUUCAAAGUAAGAAGCUCCUACGUUGGAGGUUUGAAGGUAAGGACGAGUGGGGAAAGAAACGCGUGGGAUUCCGAGAAGCAGAAGCUGACUGCAAUACAGUGGCUGGUUGCAUAUGGAUUGGGAAAGGCAGGGAAGAAAGGAAAGAUUGCGGUGGCAAAGGGGCAAGAUUUGCUUUGGAGCAUUUCCUCACGAGUAAUGGCCGACAUGUGGCUGAAGCCGAUGAGAAAUCCAGACGUGAAGUUUGGAAAGUAGGAGUCUUUCUUCUCCUUUUUCUUCUUCUUCUUCUUCACUCCACAUAUAUCAAGUACAUUCAUUUCAUUGCCAUUUCCAUAUUAUCAGCAUCGCUUUUCUUAUCAAGAUUGUAGAUUUAAUAAAGAUAUUUUGUAACAAUAGAAAAUACAGUUUGAUUGAA
This is a messenger RNA of Alnus glutinosa, 2925 nucleotides long. RefSeq names its product protein PLASTID MOVEMENT IMPAIRED 1. NCBI's taxonomy places the organism in Eukaryota, Viridiplantae, Streptophyta, Magnoliopsida, Fagales, Betulaceae. The record is from RefSeq and is a predicted model, not a curated record. The transcript is spliced from 2 exons. The coding region runs from base 198 to 2765 and encodes 855 amino acids.